Molecule: messenger RNA, 1665 nt
Organism: Closterium sp. Naga37s-1
Lineage: Eukaryota; Viridiplantae; Streptophyta; Zygnematophyceae; Desmidiales; Closteriaceae
Source: the annotation of a GenBank genome assembly
AUGACCACCAGCGCGUUAGCUGGGAUUUUUGCGGAGGCCACGUUGACGGUCGACGUGGCAAAGAAGCACGUCCGCGAAGCGGCCAACGUGGCUGUUGCUGACGCUGAAAGGGCCCCGCACGUGUUGCGGCGAGCAGCUGACGUGGAUGCGGACGACCCUGCCACGUGGCGCGAGCUCACGCUUCCGUCGCGAGGGUUUUCAAGGGUGGACAGCCUCGCGGCCUGCUCUCAGUUGACUCGCCUUGACUUGAGCGGAAACAACUUGACUUCGCUUGAGGGUCUCGCGUCCUGCGUGUCUCUGCGCUGGCUGGACAUCGCUAGCAACAGCGUCUCCUCGCUUCAGCCGCUCACGUCCCUCACAGCCCUCCUGGUCCUAAAAGCAAGCCACAACAUGGUGGCAGACGUCUCUCCUGUCACCCGCCUGGCGAAGCUGCAGGCGCUCAUUCUCAACAACAACCUGCUAGGCUCGCUCUGCAAUCUAGCUCCUCUCACUGCCCUCAACACGCUGGUGCUUUCCCACAAUGAGCUGCCUGCUCUCGGCAACUCCUUGCGUGGCCUCUCUGCCCUCAAGAAGCUCUCCCUGUCCAGCAACGGUCUCACAUCUCUCACCAACGAUCUCAGCGGAUGCAUGUCACUGGAGGAGCUGCGUCUGGCACACAACCACAUCUCGGUCCUCUCCCCCGCCCUCUCCUCCCUCACACGCCUCCGCAUCCUCGAUCUCUCCUCCAACCGAAUCCCCUCCCUCAAGCUCCUCUCCCUCGCCACGCUCGCUGCCUUCCCCCGCCUCUCCUCCCUCUCUGUCCGCGGCAACCCUCUGCUAGGGGACAAUCCUUCCAAGGUUGAAGCCCAGAUUCUCACGCACCUGCCUCGCUUGCGACUGUUAGAUUCGCGAAAGGUGGGGAAGGGAGGAGGGAGGGGGCGAGAGGCAGAGGGGGCUGGGCAGGAGUGUGAGGUUCUGGGUGAUAGCAGCGGAGAUGCUACUAUGGAGGAUGAGGAGGCGAAGGAAACGAAGGGAGAGGCGGGGAAAGGGAAGAAGAAUGGGCAGAAGAAGAAGCAGGGGAGUGAACAGGGGGAGGAAGAGGGGCAGAAGCAGGAGGAAGGGGGAAAGGAGGGGAAGCAGGAGAGGGAGAAGACUGCAGAGGUGGUUAAGGAGAAAGGAGAAGAGACUCACAGUGCUGCUGCUGGUGCUCGUGCUGUUGCUGGUGCUGCUGGUGAUGCUGCAGCGGAGGCGGAGGGGAAGAGCGCGAGGAGAGACAAGGCCAGGGCGGAAGAGGAGGCGAAGGUGAUGCAUGGGAGUGAACUGCUGCUGCAUGUGAUGGUGGACAGGAAGGGAGGGAAGAGGGAGGUGAAGGGGGGAAAUGAGGGAAAGGAAGGGGAAGCGAAGAGAGAAGGGAAGAAAGGAGGGGAUGGGAAAUGGGAGGUUGCGAAGGGGGUGAAGAGAAAGUCAGAAGUGGUGGUGGGGAGUGGGGUGGGGAAAGUGGAGGAGGAUGGUGUGUGGAUGGCAGAAGGCAGGGCGGGGUUGCCAGAGAUUAAGGCAGGGAAUGUCAGGGUAACAGAGAAGGUGAAGGGAAUGGAGAAGAUGGGGAAGAAAGGAGGCAUAGCGAAGGCGUUGAAGAGUGAGUGGAUUGACACGAUUGGGGAGGGAGGAGAGUCAGCUUGGGACUGA